UGAAUUCAUUGUCAUGUUUAAAAGCAGACGGUUUGAGCUUUCUGACAGGCUGUGUUAACCUGCUGGCAGUAGCCAUCACAAGAUGCUGCACUGUGGUCAUCAAAGGUCAUGCAACAAUGAUUAGGCAGGCUGUGUCGUUUAAUCAAUGCCUAAGUGAUACUAAUGGACCCAAAGCGUCCUUAGAAAAUCUCCACACAUCAUUAUACCAGCAGCAACAGCAGCCUCAACCUUUACAAGAAAAGAUGGAUCUGUGCUUUGGUGUUGUUUAUGUCCAAUUCUGAGCAGAUCAUGUGAGUGUGGCAGCAGAAAUCACAUAACCUUUUGUCAUCUGUGCCGCCGAACGAUGGCUGCCUCCAGGAAACUGGCGUCCUUCCGCCUUCCUCCGCUGCCCACUGUGGGAGAGCUGAUAAAGCUGUACAACCUGCGAGCCGAGAAACAGCUGUCCCAGAACUUCCUGCUGGACCUGAGGCUCACGGACAAAAUCGUGCGCCAGGCAGGGAGUUUGAGGAAUGCUCAUGUGUGUGAGGUGGGCCCCGGCCCCGGGGGCCUCACCCGCUCCAUCAUCAAUGCCGGAGCGGCGGACCUGGUGGUGGUGGAGAAAGACACUCGCUUCAUCCCGGGGCUGAAGCUCCUGUCUGAAGCGGCGCCGGGCAAGCUGAGAAUUGUGCACGGCAACAUCCUCACCUAUAGAAUAGAUCGAGCUUUCCCCGCAAGUGUCUCCAGGCCGUGGGAGGGAGACCCGCCCAACCUGCACAUCAUCGGGAACCUCCCGUUCAGCGUCUCGACGCCGCUCAUCAUCAAGUGGCUGGAGAACAUCUCCAACAGGACGGGGCCGUUCGUCCACGGGCGCACUCGGCUCACGCUCACCUUCCAGAAGGAGGUGGCAGAGAGGCUGACGGCCAGCACCGGCAGCAGACAGAGGAGUCGUCUCUCCAUCAUGGCUCAGUAUCUCUGCACCGUCCACAGCUGCUUCACCAUCCCCGGACGCGCCUUCGUUCCCAAACCGGAGGUGGACGUCGGGGUCGUCCACUUCACUCCUCUGGUCCAGCCUCAGAUUCGGCAGCCCUUCCGGCUGGUGGAGAAAGUGGUCCGGAACAUUUUCCAGUUCCGCAGGAAGUACUGCCACCGAGGAGUCGAAAAGUUGUUUCCGGAGGCCCGCCGCGAGGAGCUGACGCAGGAGCUGCUGCGCCAGGCGGACGUGGACCCCGUCCUCCGGCCCACCGAGCUCACCAUCCCCAAGAUCGGGGCUCUGGCUGACGCCUACGCUCACCUCUGCGCCCGAGAGGCCGGGCUGUUCGACUACGAGUUCCGAGAGGAGCUCAGACUGAAGCGUCUGUCCGGGAAAGGCGAGACGCCGGCGGACGCGCCUCUCGGAGAAGGCUGCUAAUAGCUGCUUUCAGCACGGCAGGACAACAAACUGCUCUUAGUCCGGACUUGUCCACCUGGCAUUAGCAUGCAUUUUUAAAGUCUCUCCUCCUGCACCGAGGCAGCAGGAGGGAAUGUGUGAGCGUGAAACCACGGGACAAAUCAAAACUCCCGAAAGGCUCCAAAGCCGUUUUCCAGAGUCAUGGGAAGAGAGAGUCGGCCUGCAAGUUUCCCGCGGCCGCUCUUUAAGCGCUAAAUAUCUCUUUAUGUCCCAGUUCUUCCUUCCUAUCCAUCUCGCAUAACAUGGCGUCCCGUGGGAGCUGAAAGAAGGUUUUCCAAGGCGAUUUAGAGGAGGAGAACAACCUGGCAGCCUGAUAUCAAGGCCGUUUUUCUCCUCAGUGUGUGUCGUGGUCACCGGGGACACGGCGCUUAAAGGGACAAAGACAGCGACGCGCUUUUGUCGACUGAUUGAAAACACCCAAAGAGAAGGACUGCUAUUAAAAUAAAAUGAUUCUCCUCGGCUGAAAAACCUGUCUGUGGCAGUAUUUUUUGCGAUUCUCGUUGUUUGCGCGGGAUUACGUGCGAUCUGUCUGUUUGCGUUCCACCGAUCAUGUUCUUCUAACCAGAUUAACUUGUGGCUGUCGAGCUGGCAAGACGACACAGCCGUCAGUCCUCCGCUGAUUCCUACACAUGUCAGGAGACGGUUUGACUGACUCGUGCUUGAAAGCUUGAAAGCCGUGGUAUUUAAUAAGACGGCGGUUCGAGCGGUUCUGAGCGCCGCUCUCUGAAGCCGCGAGCAGAUUGCAGCCAUCAGAUUGUGGCCGCGGCGCUCCCUGCCAGUGCGGCAGAUGGUGCGCUUCGGUCCACUUGCCAGAGGCGGAAUUCUCUCAGUUCUGAUGAAAGGUGGGCGAUAAUCUCCAACCACAAUCAAGAGUCCGCACAGCAGAUCUGCACCAGUGAGCCUGCUCUAUUAUCCAGCCUCCAGCAGCGCCAUGUGCUUUUAUUUUGGUUUAUCUCAACACGUCCGAUGUAAUUAAUGGAAGGAAAAUGAGAUCACAGAGAUCAAUAAAUAUGAAUAAAGUUGAAUUGUUUGCA
Messenger RNA from Salarias fasciatus (jewelled blenny), 2460 nucleotides. It is a transcript of the gene tfb1m, whose product is annotated as transcription factor B1, mitochondrial. Gene Ontology annotation, molecular function: mitochondrial transcription factor activity; rRNA (adenine-N6,N6-)-dimethyltransferase activity. Gene Ontology annotation, biological process: rRNA methylation; transcription initiation at mitochondrial promoter. Bases 344 to 1387 code for a protein of 347 amino acids. Gene Ontology annotation, cellular component: mitochondrial matrix. The record is from RefSeq and is a predicted model, not a curated record. The transcript is spliced from 8 exons. Lineage: Eukaryota; Metazoa; Chordata; Actinopteri; Blenniiformes; Blenniidae.